AUGCAGAAAUAUGAGAAGCUGGAGAAGAUCGGGGAAGGCACCUACGGGACCGUGUUCAAGGCCAAGAACCGGGAGACGCACGAGAUCGUGGCACUGAAGCGGGUGCGGCUGGACGAUGAUGAUGAGGGCGUGCCCAGCUCGGCGCUGCGGGAGAUCUGCCUUCUGAAGGAGCUGAAGCACAAGAACAUCGUCAGGCUCCACGACGUCCUGCACAGCGACAAGAAGCUGACCCUGGUCUUCGAGUUCUGUGACCAGGACCUGAAGAAGUACUUUGAUAGCUGCAAUGGGGACCUGGACCCCGAGAUUGUCAAGUCUUUCAUGUACCAGCUGCUGAAGGGCCUGGCCUUCUGCCACAGCCGCAACGUCCUGCACCGGGACCUCAAGCCCCAGAACCUGCUCAUCAACCGGAACGGGGAGCUCAAGCUGGCUGACUUUGGCCUCGCCCGCGCCUUUGGCAUCCCUGUGCGCUGCUACUCAGCCGAGGUGGUGACACUGUGGUACCGGCCCCCAGACGUGCUCUUCGGUGCCAAGCUCUACUCCACUUCCAUCGACAUGUGGUCGGCUGGGUGCAUCUUUGCAGAGCUGGCCAAUGCAGGCCGGCCACUGUUCCCGGGGAAUGAUGUGGACGACCAGCUCAAGAGGAUCUUCCGGCUGCUGGGAACACCCACAGAGGAGCAGUGGCCAGCCAUGGCCAAGCUGCCAGACUACAAGCCCUACCCCAUGUACCCAGCCACCACCUCCCUGGUCAACGUGGUGCCCAAGCUGAAUGCCACCGGCCGGGACCUGCUGCAGAACCUGUUGAAGUGCAACCCAGUGCAGCGGAUCUCUGCAGAGGAGGCCUUGCAGCACCCCUACUUCACGGACUUCUGCCCGCCAUAGGCAUCCCCCAGCACUGGGCACCCCCCGGGGCAGCUCCUGGCACACUCCUGGCAGCAUGGAGGGACACGGCCCUGCCAUGGCAGCACAGGGGUUGGUCGGAGGUGAGGUGCCAGCACCCCAAAUCUGCAGCCAGCCCCUGUCCCCCUAUUUAUUAGGUUUUUAACCCAUUGCCACCCUGGCUGCGGGGUGCUGGUGUGACCUGACUGCCUCAGACCCAUGGGGCUGCUGGAGGCAGUGCCAGGAGCCCACCAAGUCCUGAGGUCACGGUGCUGGUGGAGGGAAAGGAUCCUCUGGGACCAGACAUGGGGUGGAUGAGACUCCCCCUUCAGUGGGACCCCUUCCCUUUCCCCACUUCUCCCUGGCCUCUUCCCUUCCAUGGGGGUCCUGGGUGCCAGCUCCCUGGGGAGGGGGACACCCCCUUUUGUACCACUCUGCUGUAUGUGAGUCCCUGUUUGUUACCUCCAUAAAGUG
Molecule: messenger RNA, 1350 nt
Organism: Indicator indicator
Lineage: Eukaryota; Metazoa; Chordata; Aves; Piciformes; Indicatoridae
Gene: CDK5
Product: cyclin dependent kinase 5
Exons: 12
Coding region: 1-879 (292 amino acids)
Biological process (GO): neuron apoptotic process; synaptic vesicle transport; axonogenesis
Cellular component (GO): nucleus; cytoplasm
Molecular function (GO): cyclin-dependent protein serine/threonine kinase activity; ATP binding
Source: RefSeq, a predicted model, not a curated record